AUGCAACCGGCAAAGCCAGUAUCACUAGGAAAGAAACUGCAGGUAACACCGUCACCAUAUGCCGUGAGUGUCACUCAAACAACAGCUGAAUAUUCAGCUCCAAAAAUGGCUCCUGUGUCAGCACCUGUUCUUACAACAACCACCGUUCAGGCACCGAUGGCAUUUUCUGCGCCUCCACCACAACCGCAGAUUCAAACAAAAGACAAGGCAUGUGAGGCUACUACAAGCACGGUUUUGUGCGCCACUGGGGUGCAAGCUAAAGAGGUGCAACAACCGAAGCCGGUAACAUUUGGAAAGAAACUACAGGUUGCACCGUCUCCCUAUGCUGUGAGUGUCACUCAAACAACUGCUGAUAUUCCAACUCCGCAACUUGUUCGCGUUGAGGAAGCGCCGAAGGUGUUUGCUGCACCUCCACCACAACCGCAGAUUUCAACUGAAGAUAGAGCUUGUGAAGCCAUUGCAAGCACGGCAGCAUUCGAUGCUGGAGUGCAAGCAGCAGAGAUGCAACAACCGAAGCCACUGUCGCUCGGAAAGAAACUCCAAGUAACACCGUCUCCUUAUGCCACCACUAUUUCUCAAACAUCGUUUGAAGCGCCUGCUCCGAUUAAGCCUACAAUGGUCAGUAGAGAGAUUCAAGUAUUGCAGCAUCCCCUAGAAACUUCAAGUGUUCAAGCAACUGUUCAAGAGGUUAGCAGGUCCCAGCCCAGAAUCGUACAAAUUGAUGAGGCUCCGAAAGUCUUUGCUGCGCCACCACCAGUCCCCAAAUCCGUGACCGAAGACAAGGCAUGUGAAGCUAUCGUUGGUGCGACCGCGUUCGAUGCAAGUGUCCAAGCUGCCGAAGGUUCAACUCCAAAACCAGGUAGCUUGCAGUACUGUAUGGCCAACACGCGAACCACGGACACCUCUGCUCCCGUUGGGAUGGGCAAGAAAUUGCAAGUAUCUCCGCUACCUCUUGAAGUCUCCACUGUCCAGACAAGGACGACUGAUAUCCCUCCGCCACCGCCGCAACCCGUCGUUCAAGUGAUGGAAGCUCCAAAUGUAUUUGCAGCACCUGUAUCUUUAAAAGUUGAGCCAAAGGACGCAAACACGCAGUCAAAUCCCGUGGUAGUUGUACACAGGACCCUGCAAACUACCGACGAAUUAACAGCGAAGGUGAGGACAGAAAACGUGUCUUGUCAGUCUGAUCCCGUUCCACAGCCCGUUAAACCGAUUACCUAUGGUAAAAAGAUGCAGGUUGAUUUACGCUCACCCAUAGAAUUUGAGUUGGUGCAAACCAAGACCGAUUUAUCGUUUGAUGUAGCCAGUGUCCAGACUAAAAUCGAUAUGCCAGAGCCAAUGGUGAUCAAGGAACCGACGAGAGAAGCAGUACCGCUAUUUUCGGCGCCACCAGAACCCCAAACGGUAGACAGAGCUCUCGAUGCCAAACCGUUGACAAAGGUGAGCGUUGCGACAGUUCAGGCCAACUGGAAGAGCCUUUCAAUUUCUACUGUGCAAUCCUUACCAACAGACAAGAUUGCCAUGCGAGACACUGGGUGCGAUCCUCUGAAAAGGUGGAUUAAAGAGACGGCGACACAGUCGGAGGAGGUCAUCAAGUUCGGCAAAAAGAUGCAGGUGAUGCCGUCCGCGUUGGCGACUGGAAUCAGUCAGACCAUGUGGGUGGAAAUGGAACCGGCUCCAGUGGUUAGGCAGGUGGACAUGCCAGUUGUUGAGUCUGCGCCACCAUUGGCACCUGUGGUUUCAAUGGAAGAUGUUGCCUGCGACCCAGCGCCUGCCCAGCCAAGCGUGAAUGCCUUCACUCAGUCCGACAGUGUGGUGACAUUUGGAAAAAAGAUGCAGGUGAUGCCUGUCUCUCUCGUUGUUACCGCAAUUCAAACAUCGCCUUCUGAAGUAGCCGUUUCUGCAGCUCCUACAAUUAUUGCGCAUCAAGACGAAUCCAGCAAGGUGUUUGCAGCCCCGCCCGUCGCCAGGACGGCAACAGAAGACAAGUCCUGUGAACCAUUGCCUGGAAUUGUCAGCAGGGAAUGGGGAAUUCAGGCGACUGCAAAGACGCCAUCUCAGGACUUCGCUGUACAGUACGACACACCGAUUCAAAAGCCCACCUGUCGCAGUGUGCGAAUUCAAAAGGGCGUGGGCGCGUUCGAGGGCACGCGUGCCAUCGGCACCCAGUUCAGUGCUCCUGAACCUCGUCGUUCACCGUUUUCACCGCUCUUGCCAAGAGUCGUCGGAAUCGACUGGGGUGUGCAGAACAAGCCGACCUCAAUGAUCGGCAUGACGCAGACCUCGCCAACAGAAGCACUCGAUUCACCGCAAGUUAAACCCGCCAUGUACCCGAAGAUUACACAGACCAGCUUGGAAAUGCCCGAACCGACAAAACAGACUAAACUGUACUCAGCUCCACCUGCGUCACCGAAACAGCCCGAGAACUUGUUCUCGUUUGUGCGCGAGACUAAAGCACGAGUCACUUCUCGCAGGGGGCGAGCGGGGUCGCAGGGAUUGAUUCCUUACAAAACACAAGUCUUUAACCAGAUUGGUACACUGUCGGUGAGCGUUCCAUCAAUGCUGAAUGUACGAACCGACGAAAUGAGUCCGAUAACGGAGUACCAGGCGUAUUCACAUCGCACCACAGCCUCCCAGAUUCCACGCCGGUACGCUAGCAGGAUUAGGUCACCAUCCAUUAGAAGCACCUACAGCAGACGAAAUCGGUCGAUGGAGAAUAUUCCCACAAGAGGCUCACGCACCCUCCCACGGCAAUACAUCAGCGAUAGUGACCUGUCAAUAGGCAUGCGGCAAAUGCGACAGCAGAUGGAGUUGGAACAGCGCUGCGACGAAUGCAUUACCCAGUGCGUGCGUCUUAUUGGCUACGACAAGGUGGCCCAAAUGGUCAGGGAGGCAGGAGCGGCUGAGGAGGGUGUGGAAAACGAUUUUCUCGACAGUUUCUAUGGAAAGCGAAGACGCCUUCAAAACGCCCGAACUCAGUACACGUCGACGACGAGAAUCGCCUGUCCGUACUGCUAUCAGGCCUACGGCUUCGACGGGAUGGAAACUGGUGCGAGGGAAGGCGAUGAGGGCGACCAGUGGCGCGCUGGUGGAGAUCGCAGGGUUGAAGAAAACAUCUACGGUGGAGAAGAUGGCUAUGAGUGGGACUCGGUGCAGUCGCCCUACAGCUCUACGAAACACAGCACCUUUAGAUGGAUCACGAGAACGCCAAUCAGUCGAGCAAUGCAGACGGAACCCACUCAGGGUGAGGUGGAUCAGUUGAUGAAGAGCAGAGCUCUGACUGCCUACUGCAGCGACUUUGAACUUCAGCAAAGUGGAAUAAAGGCUAAUUUCGAGGAGAAUGCUGCUUUUACCUUCGUGGCUUGGAAGACAGGCUACGAAAGCGAGGACAAGUUGGAGCUGGACACGGUCGGGAACUUGCUGAAGCUUACCUUGGUUGGAGCUCGAGUACCCGGAACUGGUGAGGUGAUCUCCGCUGCAGAUGCCUUCUAUCGUGGAAUCCUACGAGUCAUUUACAUGGACGACGAGCGAGGUGCCAUUCUGCCCCUCCCAACCGCAAUCAACGCAAACGCUGUGAUAGUUGAGAAGCGGUAUUCCACUGGCGUUGGAAUAGCCCUACGUAGUCAUCCCCGAAGAUAUCCAGUUGAAUGUGCAUCGGUUUGGCAAACACCGAACAUGUGCCGACGGACCUACCGAGUGAAUUACAUCCAACUUGACGACAACGAACGAAUAUCUGUCGGCAGAGCCCUGGACGAAGGCAUUAUCGACAAGUACAGCGGCGAACUUGUUGGCGUGACAGCCCCGCCCACCGCAGACAUGGGCGAUCCGCUGCUACAGAUGAGGGAAUCGAGCGUUGGGACCGGCGAGACUAUGGCCCGAAAACAGCGCCCUGAACGGUUCAACAUUCGUGAGGCCAUCCUCAACGACGUGAUUAGCGUCGAUUUAAUCGAGCCUGAAGUCAUAGUUGCACCGCAAACCGAAGCUGACUCCGUGACAUUCAGCCGACACCGCGAGGGCAGCCUCUCAGUUAGCUCAGACAGUCGCUCAGACCUGGAGGUUUAG
This is a messenger RNA of Mesocestoides corti, 4059 nucleotides long. NCBI's taxonomy places the organism in Eukaryota, Metazoa, Platyhelminthes, Cestoda, Cyclophyllidea, Mesocestoididae. The record is from the annotation of a GenBank genome assembly.